This is a messenger RNA of Paramacrobiotus metropolitanus, 3752 nucleotides long. Its product is annotated as serine/threonine-protein kinase TAO1-like. Gene Ontology annotation, biological process: protein phosphorylation. The transcript is spliced from 16 exons. The record is from RefSeq and is a predicted model, not a curated record. Gene Ontology annotation, molecular function: protein kinase activity; ATP binding. The coding region runs from base 745 to 3468 and encodes 907 amino acids. NCBI's taxonomy places the organism in Eukaryota, Metazoa, Tardigrada, Eutardigrada, Parachela, Macrobiotidae.
GCUGUACGGGGCCUGCAGCUGCAUUAUUGGCUGGCGUGUUGUUACACUUUUUAGCUGUAAUGAGCUCGUCUGUUUAAAAUUGGUAGCGACUUUUACGUGCUUUCUGCAUAGUGCAUAUAGUAUCUAUGGUUUUCAUAAAAACACUCCCGUAAUCCCAUUAGCUGCUUAUUAAUCUUCAGAUUUUACUGGCAAACGAAGCGGAAGGGUACUUCUGGAACCUAGACUGCGCCAAUAAUCUUCGUGGAAAGUUCGUUUAUUUUGGAGUUUCGCGAAUAGAAGUUGUGUGUUGUGGACUUACUGCCAGCUGGGGACUGGGCUAUCGAUUUUUUGUUAUUGUUGGCUUUCGAAAGAUAUCUGUAUUUUUGAUGCGCUUAAAUUUCUCGGGUGAUGUCCAUCUAUCCUGCAAAAUUCGAUGUGAUUUUGACGGAAUAAAUUUGGAAUUUUCCUGAUCUGGGCGAAGAGGAUUUAUCUGUUUUGGAAUGAUCUGAAAUGCCCUACUGCCAUGUAACGGAAUCAUAAGGAUAACUCGAAGCAUAUCGACUGAUCAUGCCGAUAAAUCAGCUAUGGCUGCUGCUGUUUGAAUCAUGGUUGUGUUUCACAUUUCUUGCGCAAUGGCUGCAUCUGUACUUACGAAAUGCGCGUGUACACCAUACAUAAAAGAGGUGAUUUCGCGGAGCACGAAUGUGAAAGCCUGCUGGUGUGCCGCCGUGUCAGAAGGAUUAUUAUGAUUUGCACAUUACGCCAAUGUCAGUUAUGCCCGUCGUGGCCAAGCCUGGGAAUCUGAAGGAUCCGGAUGUUGCAAAUCUUUUCUCCAAAGAGGAUCCCGAGCGAUUGUUUGUGGAUCUCAGGGAAAUCGGACAUGGCAGCUUCGGGGCGGUUUAUUAUGCGCGAAACGCUAUCACAAAAGAAGUUGUUGCCAUCAAGAAGAUGUCCUACGUUGGCAAGCAGGCAGCGGAAAAAUGGCAGGAUAUUGUUAAGGAGGUGAAGUUUCUCCGCAUCGUGAAACAUCCCAACACCAUCGAAUACAAGGCCUGUUUUAUCAAAGAGCACACAGCCUGGCUGGUAAUGGAAUACUGUUUGGGCUCUGCGGCGGAUAUUAUUGAAGUGCAUAAAAAACCCCUUCGUGAAGAUGAGAUUGCGGCGAUCUGUCAGGGCUCACUACUGGGAUUGGCUUACUUGCACUCCCUGGGAAAAAUUCAUCGUGAUAUUAAGGCUGGCAAUGUUUUGCUGACGGAUUACGGCGGGGUUAAACUGGCUGACUUCGGCUCGGCAUCGUUCGCAUGCCCUGCUAACAGCUUUGUGGGAACACCCUAUUGGAUGGCACCGGAAGUUAUUUUGGCCAUGGAGGAAGGACAGUAUAAUGGGAAAGUGGACGUUUGGUCGAUGGGUAUUACGUGUAUUGAACUGGCUGAGAAGAAGCCGCCGUAUUUCAACAUGAACGCCAUGAGUGCUCUGUACCAUAUUGCCCAAAACGAUCCUCCUCGUCUGGCCAGCGCUGACUGGUCUUCGGAAUUCCGCAAUUUUGUAGCCACUGCACUGACCAAAAACCCGGACGACCGACCUGACGCGCUGCAGAUAAUGGAGACGCCAUUUAUUGUCCGUACUCGCCCAGUUACGGUGUUGCGCGAUUUAAUACAGCGCACCAAACAAGCUGUACGCGAGCUGGACAAUUUGAAUUACAAGAAGAUGAAAAAGCUUCUUAUUCGUGAGCGCUUGCAUCGGGACGACAAGGAUCCAGAACAUGGGCAUCGUAGAGAUGAUGGGAACGGUUUCACAAACAGUCCGUCGGACAGUCUGCAUAGCAUACACAGUAGUACUGUGAGUGUGCUGAGCAGCGGGGGAAGUGAUGAUAGCAUACAGCCAUCCAAAUCUGGCAUCAAAAAUGAGAGUAACGGACGCGCAGCUUUACAAAAGUCUAAUGAACGACCGGUAUCGGAAGUGGCCAGCACCGGUGACCAGAGCUCGCAGAAUAAUUUCUUGACGAUUCGGCCAACGACCAUAGUCACUAAGGAGCAGAAGGAACGGGAAAAUGAACUAGUCGAGCAGAUGAGCGGCUACAAAAGAAUGGUUAAAGGGCAUCAGAAGAUUUACCAGCAGUUCGAAACCAAGUGCAAAAAUGAAAUGGAAGAGCACAGAGUUCGACUGGACCGUGAAUACGAAGCAUUAUUGCAAUCGUUUGCCAAAGAACUGGAAAAACUACAGCUCAAGCAGCAUCAUGAGAUGGAGCAGAAAGCAAAAGCGAAUAUUAUCAAUGAAAAAAAGCUGUACAAGCACAUUCUACAACAGCAUGAUGAAGAAAUGCGUACUUACCAACAGCAACAUAAACGGGAAUACAAGCAAAGCAAGGAAAAAGUGCGAACUGAUCUCAAUGACCAACAAAUCAACACGCCGAAAAAAGAGCGUGAGGACAUUGUGCGACGUCAUAAAGAGUCCAUUCACAGCCGGCACCAGGAAGCUGAACUGAAACUGCAGCAUGACCAAAAAAGUUACCUUGAUCUGGAAAUGCGUAAAUUCAAAAGGAGAAAGCUACUACAAUACCACGCACUCGAACAAGAUUUACUACAAGAGGAGUUGAAGAAACGCCAAAAUCAGUUGGAAUUAGCCCAUUCCAUGUUGUUGCGACAUCAUGAACUCACACAGGAUUUGGAAUACAAACAGUUGGCGGCGCAGCAUGCACUGAAGGAAGACCAGUUACGAAAACAACAUCACGCUGAAGUAACACACCAAAACCAGUACAGUGAACGUUCCGAACGUGAACUGCGCAAGAAACACGCUGUCGAACAGAAACAACAACCCAAGAGUCUCAAGCAACGGGAACUGCAGGUUCGAAAACAGUUUUUGGAAGCCUGCAAAGUGCAGACUAGACAAUAUAAAGCACUAAAGGCUCAAAUUCUGGAGUCCACUCCCAAAGAAAAGCAGAAAGAAACCAUAAAGAGGCUCAAAGAAGAGCAGCACCGCAAACUGGCCAUACUGGGUGAACAGUAUGAGCAGAGUAUUGCGGAAAUGCUGCAGCAGUCUACGCUCCGUCUAGACGAAGCUCAAGAGUUGGAAGCCAGGAGUCUGCGGGAGCAGCUUCACCAGGAAUACGAAUUGCUCUUGGCAUACCAAAGCAAAGUGCGAAUUCAUGCGGAGAAUCAGAGAAAUAGCGAGAAACGCCACUUGGAAGAAGCUGUAUCUUUACGAAGGGCUAGACUGGAGCAAAAGAUGGAAGAAGAAGUUCAGCAGUUCCGUCGGGAGCGGUCUGAGCGGAUUCGCCAGUUGCACAAUCGUCAAGCCCUGGAUUUAGAACGGUUUGAUACAGAAAGUGUUCGACUGGGUUUCAAUGCUCUGACACUGGCCGAACACAGUCAACUGGAUGACCUGCUCCGUGAGGAUGACGAGCGGAAUGUCAGCGCCAGUCGGCUCAGCCUAGUCCAACUGCCACAUUCAUCGUCUUCGCAUUUCUCGUCACGUUUCUCUUCCACGUGAUACGGGACGCUAAAGACCGAUAUCCUUGGGGACCUUACAGAAAGUAUGCACUGUGGUAUUCGGGACUGUUGAGCGGUUUUGCUGUUCAACUGGAAUAUGUUUUAGUCAUUGUUUGGCCGUUUGUGCAUGUUUGUGUUUUUAUUGGCGAUUAGAAUGUCAGGCAUCUCGGUUGCUUUCUGCUGGUGCUAAGCAGCGGAAUGUUUCUUUGGGUUUUAUGCUUUUUUUAUCAGUGAACGCAUGGGUGUAUUUAAUUGAUUGAGGUAUAAACGAAGAGGAAUUUAAAA